GAUAUAUUCAAAAAUAUAAACAAAAAAGAAGAAAAUAUAUAAAAUGUAAAGAGCUUAUUAAUGACUUACUUAGAGUAGCUUAUACAUAUGUUCAACAAUAUACUAAAAUACAAUUAUCAAAAAAAAAUAUUUUGAAACAAGCAAGACUAGCAUUUAAAAUACCUAAUAGAAAAAAACUUUUUACAAAAUUACUAGAUUAUAUUUUUAAUGAAACAAAACAUGAUAUUGAAAAAUUAAUUAACAAAUAUACAAAUAUGUAUCUUAUAACAGAUACUCAUCUAACUAAUGAAACAUAUCAAAAUAGAGAAGCUAUUGCUAAUAAUUUAGAAAAAGCAAUUAUUGAAAUUGGUAAUAAAGUUAACUUAUUAGAUCUAACAGAUAAUGAUUCAGGUAAAGAAGAUUAUUCAAAUUUUGAAAAAAUUAGUAAAGAAAUGGAUAAUGAUGAAACAGAUAGUGAAGAAGCAAAUAGUGAAGAAACAGAUAGUGAAAUAGGAA
Scutellospora calospora is the source of this 495-nucleotide messenger RNA. The record is from the annotation of a GenBank genome assembly. NCBI's taxonomy places the organism in Eukaryota, Fungi, Glomeromycota, Glomeromycetes, Diversisporales, Gigasporaceae.